Chlorocebus sabaeus (green monkey) is the source of this 2541-nucleotide messenger RNA. Lineage: Eukaryota; Metazoa; Chordata; Mammalia; Primates; Cercopithecidae. The record is from RefSeq and is a predicted model, not a curated record.
AUGGAGCCUUUAAGGCUCUGCUCGCCCCCUUCAGCGCUGGGCAGUGCAAAGGCCUGGAUAGACGCCACACAUGCAUUCAAUGCCAAGGGCAUUGGAGCAAAACUUGGAGACGCAGGACUCCAAGUGUCUCUUCCCUCAGUCCCGGGUCUGAACUCGCGGGGGAAUCUCCCACUCUCUUCCCGACCAGGCGCCGGCCUCGUGGCCCCCACUCUGUCGACCUCCACCCGCUCCUCGCCCGCCCGCUCACGGUCCCCCGGGCCCGCCGCCUGCGGCCCGCCCUUCCUCCGCCGCCGGGUCACUCCGGGACAGGCGCCCUCCCCCCGCUCUCCCCGCGGCGGGAGCCCAAGGCUCCAGCGGCUGCGGCGGCGGAACCCCGUGCCAGUGCCGGGCUUUGAACUCCCGCGCGACACUGGAACCCACCCCCAACCCCCGUGUCCCGACUCCGGGCUCCCGGCGACCGGCGGCCGCGACCACGGUGGACCGAAGCUCGGCGAAGCCCCUGGCCGUGCCCCAGGUGACCGAGUAAAGGGCGCCCCGGAAUGGAAUUGCUGGAUCUUACGAAGGCAUUUGCUCAGCUUUGGUAGACAUGGCCAAGAGGUUUCCAAAGGGCUGCACCCGCUUACCACUUACCAACAAUAUCUUAGAAUCCAGUGGCUCCAAGACCAAGUAUUGAUUGAGGACCUACUGUGUAGCUGGGAAAGAGCAGGGCGCAGGACACACUGAGCCCCUACCCUCAGGAGUUCCAACAAGAGACAGACUAUACACACCUCAGCAAACACCCGGACAAACUACUGCCUAGUGGAGAUUCCACUCAUGGACCCAGAACAUUUUAUGCUGAAACUGCCUCAUACCUGUUCGCAAGUGAUUUGAGUCCAUCUCCUCCAAACAAACAUUAAAAUCAGCCAAGUUUCGGUGACAGUGGCUCUCAAACUCCAGUGUGCCCUAGAAUCAACUGGAUGGCUUAUUAACACAGAUUGCUGGGCCUCAUCCUCAGAGAUACUGAUUCUGUAAGCAGUUCUUCGGUGGGGUCUAAGCGUCUGCAUUUUUAACAGACUCUCAGGUGAUAUGACGCUCCUGGUCUGGGGACCACAUUUUGGGAACCAACAAUCUACAGAAUUACUUCCUAUAACUGGCAUGAUUAUUAAGUGAUGAUGAAUCUUUGAUUGCUGUUUCAGCUCUACAAGCGUCCAUGAAACCAGAUAACUAGACUUGACAAGAAAUAUAAAUGAAACAAGAGUAAGCAGACCAAUGGAGAACAUAAGGGACCAUUUGUUUGGAGUUUGGCUCUAGAGUCUCAGAGAGUGUUUUUUCUUACAUUUAUGUUCCAAAGGAAUGAAACGAUUCAAUCUUUGGCCUCCUGAGCUUUCAUAUAUUGGUAUAAGAGACUCAACUAUCUAUUCAAUUAUCAUUCACAUUUCAGAGAAAAUUGUAUUUAUUUUAUUGAAUGAUGACUUACCAAAAGGUUGCUACAAAUGAAUAGAAGGUGAAAUACAUAAUGCUGUAUAUUCUACUCAAAUAUAUUCAUUGUUCAAUUAAAUAUGGUUGCAAGCACAAUGUUAAGCCAACUGCCUUGUAUUCAUGUAUGUACACAUACCCUGUAAGUCUUGCUUUCUCAUUUGCUAUUGCCAAGGUGAUAACUCUUAAUGACAGAUGGGAAAAUGUUUUAAAUAGAAAGGAAUUUGGAGGAAACUAAAAUAAAUCUCACUUUACUUCAUUAUUCCACAUCUUCUUUCCCUGAACGGCAACAUAUUAGUGAGGACCCUCUUAACAAUACAUGAGUUUUGUUUGAUAGGCUGUCUGAUUUGCGCUUAUUUCCCAUAGGCAAUGAGUGUGUGUAGUCAAGUCUAGGUUAGGGUCAGACAGGUUUUUCAUUUAUCUUUUCUAAUGACCUGUAAAUGUUCCACUGACUUGGGCUUUUAUUUCGGAGGUAAACAUUUUGCUAACUAGUCACAGGUCAUGUAGGCACAUUAAAAACUCCCUGCUAAUUUAUCCUCAUUGUGUAGCUAACAUCCAGUAGGUAAACUAGGUCCAUUUUGCUCUCAUGAUUUUAUGAUGUUGGCAGUAGUAGUAAGUAUGCAUUACUUGGUCUCAUCCCUAACCUGAGAAAAUGAACCUUUUCACAGUCCUUUCAAUCUGAUCACACUAUUUUAAGUGCUGAUGUAUUCUGAAAAGAUGAAUUGUUUUAUGUUGCAAUGUUUCCACUGAGUAAUAGAGUAUCAUGUGGGUGAGGGAGGAAGAAGUGUAGAGUUACAAAUUUAAAUACACUGGCUCUGUAUUCAGAGACUUCCAUAUAAGGGAGCAAGGUGAUACUAUAAAAUAUUCAGAUGUAUUCUAGGGGUACUGUGCAUUUCCUAGAUUAUCAGUUUCCUUUGCUACAUUUCUGGGGACUAACUGCCAACAUAAGAAUUGUAGAUGAUUCAUAAUUAGUAAAUGCGCUUUGUUUUUCUUUGCAGCAAUAUUUGUAAAAAUAACCUUAUUUUUGGUACAUUUAUUUCUGUCUAUUGGGCAUUUUGCGACAAAUAUAUUACUUGAAAUGUCAUA